GAACAUAUCCAACGUACUCAAUUGUUAAUGUGGGACGGACCCUUGCUUGCUGGUGCUUGCGCCGCAUGAAUGGUGCUGCACCAAAAUUCGCAUCAGGGAAUCCAGGCAUCGCGGUCCGAGUACGGAAAUCUGAGAGUGUCUACGUUACACCCAUCUCGAAAAUCCUCUCUGGCAUCACGACGUCACUCCCCGCAUCGAAUGUGAUGGAUAUCCAACCUACCAGCUUGCUUCUGUCGUGGACGAUCAUCUGAUGCAGAUUUCGCAUGUUGUACGUGGUGAAGAAUGCCUUCCAUCCACCCCCAAACACUUGGCAAUCUACAAUGUCUUUGGAUGGGACGAGCCCAAGUUUGCUCAACUACCACUCCUGACAAACAUCGAAGGCAAGAAAUUGAGCAAGAGCGAGAGCGAUGCAAAUGUGGGCAUGUAUAUCAAAGAGGGAUAUCUGCCUGAGGCGCUAUUGAGCUUUGUUGCAUUGAUGGGAUGGGGAGCUCCGAUGACAAUCAAGAAUCAGGCGUUUACGCUGGAGGAGAUGGCAAACGCGUUCAGGCUUGAUAAAGUCACAAAAGGUUCAACUGUGGUGGCACCAGGAAAGCUUGUCUUCCUGAACAAGAGGCAUCUGUCCAGGCGUCCAGAUCAUGGUGCAGGUUGGGUUUAUGAAGUUGUGAAGCCGACAUUGACGGAGAAAUUCGCAAAAGGGGAGGAAUGCGACACGUAUGAAGGAGGGGCUUCCAUCCUGCUUGGCGCAGAGUACGUGAAGAAGGUCUAUGCGCUUGUUUACGAACGGUUACGAAAACACACUGACCUCCCAGAAAGCUGUGAUUAUUUUUGGAUGAAUCUGCAUGAAAGCUCCAGACCUGAGGUGGCAGCCAAACUCGAGCCGUUCGGGGCAGCUGGAAUGCCCUGUUACAACUCUUCUCAAGUACUUUGGUGCAAUCGAGACAUGGGAUGAGAUAAACAUUAACAACACUAUUGAUGCUACUUGGGCAGGGGUUGAGGGAAAGGAUCAGGUGCAUGGUAUCUUCAAGAAGAAGGACUUGUUGAUGAGUCUUAGGGUAUGUGUCUGUGGAGGUAAGAUGGGAG
Messenger RNA from Saitoella complicata NRRL Y-17804, 1080 nucleotides. RefSeq lists its product as uncharacterized. The record is from RefSeq and is a predicted model, not a curated record. Gene Ontology annotation, biological process: glutamyl-tRNA aminoacylation. Bases 251 to 949 code for a protein of 232 amino acids. Gene Ontology annotation, molecular function: glutamate-tRNA ligase activity; ATP binding. The transcript has a single exon. NCBI's taxonomy places the organism in Eukaryota, Fungi, Ascomycota, Saitoellomycetes, Saitoellales, Saitoellaceae.